Messenger RNA from Branchiostoma floridae (Florida lancelet), 1622 nucleotides. RefSeq names its product pyridoxal phosphate phosphatase PHOSPHO2-like. The transcript has 3 exons. NCBI's taxonomy places the organism in Eukaryota, Metazoa, Chordata, Leptocardii, Amphioxiformes, Branchiostomatidae. Gene Ontology annotation, molecular function: phosphatase activity. Bases 216 to 1022 code for a protein of 268 amino acids. The record is from RefSeq and is a predicted model, not a curated record.
UCCUGACGUCAGCCUGGCCCCGCCCUAGCUGCAUCCCUAACGUAGCCCCGCCUCUCGAAAAUGAUAUAAAGUUAGCGGUAAGUCGACGAACCACACAGAACCAGUGUAGCAGACCGUCCAGGCUACCACCGCUCAAUUUUAGUAGUGUUACCGACUUCACCACAUCUGAACAGAUCUCUAUAAAGGGCCAAGGCGAAAAUUAGCUGAUCAUCAACAUGGGAGCUGCAAUGUCCCUCUCUUACGUGUCAGCAAGCCAGGCAACCUUCUUACCGAGGAUGACACAAAAGAAGAAGAAGAAAGCCUUGGUUGUGUUUGACUUUGACAACACCAUCAUUGAUGAGGAUGGCGACGAUUGGAUCCUGAAGCUUGCCCCAGGACGAGAGGCACCCGAUUGGCUGCGACAGACGUACCGCGAAGGCUUCUUGACAGAGUACAUGGAAAGAAUUUUUCAAUAUCUCCAUGACAACGGAACUACGCCCGACGAAAUCCUCGACUCCUUAAAGAAAAUUCUUUACACUUAUAAGAGGCAAGAUGUCUUAAAGUUCAUUGCUAGUAACAGUAACAAGUUUGACUGUAUCGUCAUUUCAGACUCCAACACGGUGUUUAUAGAGGCCGUUCUAAAGGGAGGUGGGGUGAAACAUGCUGUCAAUAACGUGUUCACAAACCCGGCACACUUUGACGAAUCAAACUGCCUGCACAUAGAGCCGUUUCACAACCAUGCUUGUAAGUCUUGCCCGGUAAACAUGUGUAAGAAGACUAUACUGAUAGAGUAUAUAGGAACACAAGCACAGGACGGUGUUGUGUAUGACAAGGUUGUGUAUGUGGGGGAUGGGGUUAACGAUCUAUGCCCAUGUAAGGGGUUGUCAGGAUCGGAUAUUGCCAUGCCCAGGAGGGGAUUCAGGCUGAUAGAGAAGUUGGCAAAAAUGUCACUGAGAGCCAAACUUAUACCUUGGGAAAGUGGAUCAGAAGUGUUAGCUGUUCUAGCUAAAAGAUUGUAUUUAGAUAUUCUCCUCUUCGGGUGAAAAUGGAACUUAGCCUUAUCCAAUCCUAGUAGUGGUCACCAAGAGUUAACGCUUGCGCCUAGACCCCACGGUGAGAGAGCCAAAUAAAAGCAAAGCUUUUUAAAAGCCUUUCUAUUUUAAUAUUAAGUACCCUACUUAUAGUUGAAUCAGUUGCAAAACAAUGACCUUUUUCCAUAUCGUUAUUUUGUACCCCCACGAGGUAGUGAAAGCAUCACCAGAUAGCUGUUUUGAAGCCAAUCCAUUAACUUGAAGGCUUUGAUCAUUAUCUUAUUAGUAAGUUUAUCUAUUUGCAGAUUGCCGGCAGUAAACUUCAUUGCAAACGCGUUUGAUAACAGUUGGUAUGUACAGAAAAGGAUGGCAUUUGAGGGUACGUUUUCAUGAUUGGAAGGAUAAUUCUUGAGAAAAUAGCGUUUAAUUAGCGUACACAUACCCGUACUACGCAGUCAUAGAGUUUAGACUAUCACCUUAUUCCUGAAGAUUAGACAUGUAUCAUUGUAUAAAUUUCUUUGUAUUGUUGCCAUACAUUGUACAGUGUAUCACUUCUGUCAUGCAAUAAAGUUCACUUCAUUUAUCCAUUGAUUGGCAUUGAUUCAAGAUCUA